This is a messenger RNA of Punica granatum (pomegranate), 1926 nucleotides long. Lineage: Eukaryota; Viridiplantae; Streptophyta; Magnoliopsida; Myrtales; Lythraceae. The record is from RefSeq and is a predicted model, not a curated record.
CUAUAAGGGCACACAGUCGCACAGCAGAACUGAAACGAAACGACUGGGCUCUCUUGCGCUGCGUCGGUCAGAUCAGAAACCCUAAUAUCAUCAGUCUCUCUCUCCCGCCCUCCCUCUCCCAAUCUGUUCAUCUCGGAUUCUGAAUCCCCGCGACAGUGCCCAUGGCCGAGUUCGAGCAGAAUGUCGAGGAGUACAACGUAGCCGAAGCGGGGCAAACCCUUGACGAGCAUAACUCAGCCCACGACGAGCAUAACGAAGCGCUCGAGGAGCAUGAUGCUGCGCCUGACGAGCAUGAUGCAGCGCCUGACGAGCAUGAUGCAGCCGCCGGGGACCACAAUGCAGAGGAGCAGCCUGACGACGGACAGCCUCAAGAGGAAGAACCUCAAGAGGAAGAAGAACCUGACGAAGAGGAACAGGAGCCUGAAGGGGACUUGGCUCCUCAAGAGAAAGAAAAUGAGGAGGAUUCAGGGGCUGAAGUUGUGGAUAAGAAGUGGCCUGGGUGGCCCGGGGAGAGUGUCUUCCGGAUGCUCGUUCCUGCCCAAAAGGUGGGCGGUAUAAUUGGACGCAAGGGGGAAUUCAUUAAGAAAAUAGUGGAAGAGACAAGAGCCCGUAUUAAGAUUCUUGAUGGUCCUCCAGGAACAGCCGAAAGAGCUGUUAUGGUCUCUGCAAAGGAGGAACCUGAUUCUCCUCUUCCCCCUGCCAUGGAUGGGCUCCUGAGGAUUCACAAACGCCUCAUAGAUGGUAGCGAGGGUGAUUCAGCUAACCUUCAUCCUGGUGGCAAGACCUCGACAAGGUUGCUUGUUGCGGCUUCUCAGGCAGGAAGCUUAAUUGGAAAAGGGGGAGGAACAGUUAAAUCCAUUCAGGAAGAAUCCAACUGCAUAGUUAGAGUUCUUAGCUCAGAGGAUUUGCCAGUUUUUGCUCUCCAAGAUGACAGGGUUGUCGAGGUUGUUGGAGAUGCAUCUGGGGUGCAUAAAGGAAUCGAGCUGAUUGCAUCUCAUUUGAGAAAGUUUCUUGUUGACCGCAGUAUAAUUCCAUUGUUUGAGAUGCAGAUGCAAAUGGGAAAAGCUCCUCCAGUUGAUCAUCACAUGCCUCCUCACCAGCCUUGGGGCCCGCCUCAGGGUCCACCAAUGAAUGCCCCACCUGGUCCAGGUUAUGGACACAAUCCCCAGUACAUGCCACCUCCACGGCAGCUUGAAAGCUAUUACCCACCCCCUGACAUGCCACCUCCUGUGGACCAUCAAACCCAUCAGGGCAUAUCUGCUUAUGGAAGAGAAGCUCCAAUUGGAGGUCAUGUACCAUCAGGUGGCCAGUCAGCACCUUCCAUGAUCAAGCAGAUCACACAGCAAAUGCAGAUUCCGUUGUCUUAUGCUGAUGCCGUUAUUGGGACUGCUGGUUCCAGCAUAAGCUACAUACGACGUACCAGCGGUGCAACUGUUACAAUUCAAGAAACCCGGGGAGUUCCCAACGAGAUGACUGUUGAGAUCAGCGGAACUGCUUCCCAAGUUCAGACAGCUCAGCAGCUGAUACAGAAUUUCAUGGCUGAAGCUGCUGCACCAGCGGCACAGGCACAACCUGGCGCCCCGAUGGACCAAGGCUAUAACUCGCAGGGUUACAGCUCAUACCAAGCCCACGGGUCCGUUUACGCGUCUCCGCCCUCGAACCCGGGGCACGCAGGAGGUUAUGGCUCUGUUUAUGGGUCGAAUUACGGGUAUUAGAGAUGGGGGGAAAACUGUUAUUCCCCAACCCAGUAUGAGUGUAGUUUUAUCGUCGUUGAGUUAUUCGAGACAUUGAAGUGGCAUUGCAAACUUGGAGCUGGUGAAAAUCGAAACGCAGCGUAUAGCAUGUUUCAGUUUCAGAUCUGAUAUUCAACUCAUCCUAUUCUUGCAAUCGUCAUCCCGACUCGAUGUUGUCCGCAUUUUCUUACUA